This is a messenger RNA of Aspergillus melleus, 1458 nucleotides long. Its product is annotated as sucrase/ferredoxin-like domain-containing protein. Lineage: Eukaryota; Fungi; Ascomycota; Eurotiomycetes; Eurotiales; Aspergillaceae. The transcript has 2 exons. The record is from RefSeq and is a predicted model, not a curated record. The coding region runs from base 113 to 1198 and encodes 361 amino acids.
AUGCGCGUGCUUCUAGAAGUCGACCCCGUUGUUUCCAUUGAGGAUUCUACUAACGAACGAAUCCACUUUCUACUUUUCUUAGAGACUGAAAAAGCGCGGAGUUUUGUGACUCAUGAUGGUGCGCUCGAUACACUGCUGUUUGCCCAAACUCGGGCGCAGCAGAACAUCGCUAACAUUCCGCUUUCUCUCAACCACCGCAUACCAGUCAGCGCCGCGACGAAUCCCUCUGGAUAUACCUCCUCCGUUUCCCGUGACAAAAUCUUGCCCCGAAUCGACAUGCGCAUGUCCUCCGACGCCGUCGAUGCCCGAAGGGCUACCGAUUGACCAUAAUCAGCCAUUGAAUGGAACAAUGGCGGCCUACGCACAACAGAUCCUAAUCUGUACCGGUCAAAGAGAUUGGACAAGUCGCAUUGAAGAUGAUGGGAAGAAUCAAGGCUGGGGAGAACUUGCGAGGGGUCUGAAACGUCUGAUGGGCCGUGGAGGGCGUUAUGCCGACCCAUUUAACAACAUCUUGGUUAGCAAUUCGUCCUUUCCUGCAGCUUCAGCAUCGGAUGGUACUUUGUCCUCUGCGUCAGCCUUUCUGUUCCCUUCUUUCAAGUAUUUCCCAUCCAUUCCCGUCAACGUGGCGGAACCGCCCGAUGCAGAGACCGACCUUUCGACCUUUGUUCGGGCCUUCCUCCUUCCUCAAAAACUCAGUGCGAUGGCGGACUCUCUUCCGGAAUCCCGGCGGGCGAAGUUAACUCGCAAGCCUGAAUUAGCAUCGGAGUUCUCGGGUGCUGUCGAACUUCAGAAAUCCCCCGUGGUCUUGAUUUGCGGCCACGGCGGCCGUGAUAUGCGAUGUGGCAUCAUGGCGCCAAUCCUUCAAGAAGAGUUCCGCCGAGUCUUGCUGGCCAAAGGGUUCACGUCGGUAACUAGUGACAGCCACGUAAUCGACAGCCCCCAGCACGCCCACAUUGGACUUAUCAGCCAUAUCGGCGGGCACAAAUACGCUGGAAAUGUGAUUGUGUAUAUUCCGCCUGGAAUGUUGCUCGAAGGUUCUUCGAUGCCGCACCCGCUGGCGGGUAUGGGCAUCUGGUAUGGGCGUAUCGAACCCAAGCAUGCGCAGGGGGUGGUGGAAGAGACCAUCUUAGGUGGCAAGGUGGUGGGAGACCAUUUCCGUGGUGGAAUUGAUCGAAAUGGGAGUAUUUUGAGACUAUAGAAAGGACUGAUGGGAUUUGGUAGAUAGAUUUUCUCACUUAGAGAACCUGUGUACUAUACAUUUUCCUGGUAUAUCAUCAUGAAUCACUGGCCAUACCAGGCGCGGAAUUCUCGGAGAAUAGAUUGUGAUAUAUAUAUUUUCAGUCCUCAUAUACUAAUAGAUGAAUCACUAAACAUGAGAAGUCUUUGCACCUACAAAAAGGCCUUGUUUCCCGACAGCACCACUUGCUCAAUAACAAGCAAUUACCAAGCUUUCUGAAG